AUGGUACAGAUUGCAGAAGUCGGUUGCAUGGCUGCUAAGAUUCAAACAGUACAUCUUAAGCCGUUAUCCAAACGGUCCAGGAUUAGAAGUACAACGUGGUCCUCUAAAGGUAAAGAGAUUGAAUCGGCAACCCAGGAAAUAAUUAAACUUACCCAACGAAGUUCAUCUAUCAACGAGAAAACUAUGAGAGAGAGAUACGCUAAACUAUGUCCAGUCAUCGCCGGAGGAAUUGUGAGAGUUGGUGGACGUUUGGAUAAAUCAUCGCUGCCGGAAGAAUCUAAACAUCCCGCAAUUCUUGAUUCCAGUCAUCACGUUACAAAGCUCAUUGUCCGGUAUUACCAUGCAAAGGAAGGUCACGCUGGAACCAGUCAAACUCUAGCAGCAAUACGGCAACGCUUCUGGAUAAUAAAGGGACCUAGCACUGUGAAGAGUAUAGUCAAUAAUUGUGUUCCGUGUCGUCGCCGAAACCAGUCUCCAGGGAAGCAGAUAAUGGCCCCACUGCCAAAAGCUCGUGUGAAAUCUGGUGAGUACCCGUUUUCAUCUGUGGGAGUCGAUUAUUUUGGACCUCUUAAAGUCAAAUAUAAAAGAGGAACUGAAAAACGAUAUGGCUGUGUAUUCACUUGCUUAGCCAUAAGGGCCAUACACAUUGAGAUUGCACAUGACCUAUCGACAGAUUCCUUCAUUCAAGCCGUAUGUAGGUUCGUCAGUCGACGCGGACCGCCGAAUGAGUUGUUCAGUGACAACGGGACGAAUUUUAGAGGAGCGGAAUCUGAAGUUAAGCAAAUGUUGCAAAAUUGGAAUCAAGCUAGAAUAUUAGAUCGUCUAAGAGAAAGGGAAUUCAAUGGCAUUUCUCUGCUCCGAAAGCAAGCCAUAGCGGGGGAGUUUGGGAGCGCAUGA
Xenia sp. Carnegie-2017 is the source of this 897-nucleotide messenger RNA. RefSeq lists its product as uncharacterized. NCBI's taxonomy places the organism in Eukaryota, Metazoa, Cnidaria, Anthozoa, Malacalcyonacea, Xeniidae. The record is from RefSeq and is a predicted model, not a curated record. Gene Ontology annotation, molecular function: nucleic acid binding. The transcript has a single exon. Bases 1 to 897 code for a protein of 298 amino acids.